AUGACAACGAAUUGGCAAUAAAGCUAUGUAAAAAUAAUUACUACUAAAACAGGUACCAAUUAGAUUAAAUAUGAACGAAGAUGAUGAUCCUUUUGAAGAAGAAAUAGGUAUAUUAAACUAUCUAUUUUACAGAUAGAUUGAGAUAGUAAAAAGAAAUACAACAAAAAUUAAAAUAACAGCAAGCAGCUAUUUAUGAUCAUAAUAAAAAGGUAACAAAACUAUCAACCUAGGCUGAAUAAUUAAGAUAAUAAAUUGUUAAAGAUGUCCUGCCUAAGCACAAAGGAUUAUAACUAGCCUAUGAUUAUGAUGGAACCUUUAUGUUAGCUAAAGAUUUUGCAUAAGUAAAAAAUAAUUAAAGAGUACCUGAAAUUCAGUACUUAUUUUAAAAUAUAUCAAAGCAAAAUUACUUAAGUUGAUACAGUAUUUUAGCCAUAGAAACCUGUUUAACAAGCAGUUAUAGAAAAUGAAAAAGUGAAAAAAGAAUAAACACGUUAAUCAAAAGCAAAAACUAAUCCCCCUUAAAUUUUUGAGGCUUCUGUUAUGAAACCAUUUGAUGGUUUCACUCCAAAUCAAGGAGUUAAAUUGAUUUACUAAGAUUAAAAUUUAGAAAUUGUCAGACAAUAAGACAUUUAAAAUUGGGGUGAUGGAUAAAGAAUGACAAAAAAGUAAUUUGAAGCACUUAAAAAUGAAGGUUUUAAACCUACAACCUAUUCAAUGAAAUAGCAAAUGCUUUAAAAAAUAAAUUCUGAUAUUGUAGAAUAACAAGAGCCUAAAAAUACACCAAUGAUAGCAGAAUCUACCAAUUAAAUAAAUGAAUUAAAGAUCUCACAGUCUUAUACUAAUUUAAAGUAACCUCAGACACAAUAAACAAUAUAAAAAAUACCUUAAACAGCUUAAAAUAGAAAAUAAGGAAGUAAAAUUAAUGUAGUUGAUAAAUAAUUACUUGAUCAAUUACUUUCAUGA
Molecule: messenger RNA, 963 nt
Organism: Paramecium pentaurelia
Lineage: Eukaryota; Ciliophora; Oligohymenophorea; Peniculida; Parameciidae
Source: the annotation of a GenBank genome assembly